This is a messenger RNA of Arachis stenosperma, 1896 nucleotides long. Its product is annotated as serine/threonine-protein kinase STY13-like. Gene Ontology annotation, molecular function: protein kinase activity; ATP binding. The coding region runs from base 416 to 1585 and encodes 389 amino acids. Gene Ontology annotation, biological process: protein phosphorylation. The record is from RefSeq and is a predicted model, not a curated record. The transcript is spliced from 7 exons. Gene Ontology annotation, cellular component: plasma membrane. Lineage: Eukaryota; Viridiplantae; Streptophyta; Magnoliopsida; Fabales; Fabaceae.
AUAUACAUUGGUUUUAAAAGGAAACUGAAAAACCAGGCUUUUAAUAUAACAUAACAUAACAGCCUCUCUCUCUAUCUCUGUCUCUCAGAGAUUGUUGUUUUGUUUUGUUCGUCCACCUCAUUUUAGGGAACACCAGCGAUUCCAUCACCGCUGGUUUCAAUUUGGGGUGGUCUGCAUGCUGGCUUGGAAUCGGUUUCACCCUUCAAAAUCGCUCCUUUUUGCAACAAUUCAGAACAAGGCAGAAACUGAACCCUCAAUUUCAAUGUAGCCUUCGUUCUCUUGGGCAACGUCUCUGAAUUGGUGAUGACAACAACUGCAAAACUUACUUUCUUUCUUGUUUCCAAACCCAAACAAACCCUUUGAUUCCUCCAACACCUUAAAAGUUGUCGAAAUUUGAUAAUUUAGGGUGUUGAAGAUGGAUUCGGAUGGUGAGAAUGGGAGGAGGAAACCAGAAUGUGAAGCGGUAGGAGCUCUGAAUUCAAAGAUGAAGGGUACUGGAAACCAGAGCAGCAAAGACAUGAUCUUCAGAGCUGAUAAAAUUGAUCUCAAGAGUUUGGAUGCCCAGCUAGAAAAGCACCUGAGCAAGGUUUGGUCGAGAACGAUGAGCCUCGACGUUAAAAGGCCAAAGGAGGAGUGGGAGAUUGAUUUGGCCAAAUUGGAUUUAAGGUAUGCAGUUGCUCAUGGCGCUUAUGGAACUGUUUACAGGGGCACUUAUGAUUCACAAGAUGUUGCAGUGAAAGUUUUGGACUGGGGUGAGGAUGGUGUAGCUACUGCUGCUGAAACUGCCGCUUUACGUGCAUCUUUUAGGCAGGAAGUCGCUGUUUGGCACAAACUUGACCAUCCAAAUGUCACCAAAUUUGUCGGAGCUUCAAUGGGCACUUCAAAUCUUAAGAUUCCCCCGAAAAACCCUUCAAGUUUUGAUAACAAUCCUCCUCCCCCUUCAAGGGCAUGUUGUGUCAUUGUUGAGUUUCUCCCUGGCGGAACGCUAAAACAAUACUUGAUAAAGAAUAGGAGGAGGAAACUUGCUUAUAAGAUUGUGGUACAGCUGGCUUUAGACCUUGCCAGGGGUCUUAGCUAUCUACACUCAAUGAGGAUUGUUCAUCGAGAUGUUAAAACAGAGAACAUGUUGCUAGAUACCAGCCGGAAACUGAAAAUAGCUGAUUUUGGAGUUGCUCGUGUUGAAGCUUUGAAUCCAAGUGACAUGACGGGUGAAACCGGAACACUUGGAUAUAUGGCGCCCGAGGUCCUGGAUGGUAAACCUUACAACAGGAGAUGUGAUGUGUAUAGCUUCGGCAUCUGCUUGUGGGAAAUUUAUUGCUGCGACAUGCCUUAUCCAAAUCUAAGCUUCGCUGAUAUAUCGUCUGCAGUUGUUCGUCAGAAUUUACGACCAGAUAUUCCGAGAUGUUGUCCAAGUGGCAUGGCAAAUAUCAUGAAAAGAUGCUGGGAUGCGAAUCCAAACAAACGGCCGGAAAUGAAGGACGUGGUGACAAUGCUAGAAGCACUGGAUACAAGCAGAGGUGGGGGAAUGAUACCUGAAGAUGAGAGUCCAGGUUGCUUCUGUUUUGCACCAGCCAGAGGUCCCUAACUGAGUCCUUUUAAUUAUCCCAUCUUUUCAUGUCUUGUAAGAGAUGGGGUGAGAAGCAGUGGAACUGGCAAUUUGUGUUUUAUGGUUGUUGCCAGUUUUCAACUCAACUUCCCUUCUUGAUUGACUGAAAAUAAUGAUGGUCAAGAGAGAAGGAAAAAAAAGGGAGGGAUUUUUCGUUUUUUUUUUGAAUUUUUGAUUGAAGGGGUGAAUUCAUUGCUUCUUAGAUAUAGUCCUGAAAACUGGUUUCAUCUGUGCAUGGAAAAAUGAAAGGGGGGUUUGAUACAUCUAAUGAAAAUUUCCCCUGUUAACAA